CAGCAGGUGUACACCGCUCUGACAGGUACCCCGGCGCAUGCGCAGUCGGCGUGCUCGGAAUCGCAGGCCGCCUGGAAUAGCGGAAGAAGCUGAUUGAUCGUUGCUUUCAGGGCAAAAGUGGGAACACAGACUGCUUCUGAAGCCAUGAGUACAAAUAACCAAUGGGAUGUAAACAAAGCACUUACUCUUGCCAGUCUUUUCCAUUUUCUUUAUGGUGCAGGAAAUGCUUGUGCAAUCCCAUUUUUAACACUCUACUUUAGGCAGCUUGGGCUGACUGCACCUCUAGUAGGGAUUAUAAUAGGACUCAAGCAUUUAAUCACUUCUCUUUGGGCCCCACUCUGUUCCUAUCUAUCAAAAGCCCACAAUAAAAGGAAAGUAUUUAUUAGUGGGUCAUUGUUUUGCUCAGUUGCAACAGUUUUGCUACUUACACUCAUCCCACCAGUGAGCAAAGAUAUUAUUUAUAAAUAUUGCAACAUGAGCCAGCAUCCCACUAAACAACUGACUACAACACAAGUGCCUUAUAUAACUAUGAACCAUCUGAAUGCAAUGAAUGAUAACUCUUUUGCCGAUAACAAAAUGUGGUCUACAGAAUCACUUGGAAUGAUCUCAAAGGACCAAGAGUCUAAGAAAGAACCAACAGUAAUGUAUACCUCAUUCAAAAUAAAAAAUAUUAAAACUCCUAUGAUAAACCAAGGUAGCAAUGAUGUUGCUAUAAAGCCACAGCAAUUUGUAGAUGCCUCUUCUGGUGUGACAUCUGGUAUUUCUGGGGAAGCUUUUGUCCCAGCAGAGCAAAAUUUGGAAAAAACUACCGUGAAUGUGCCUUCGAAAGAAACUGCUGGCAUCAUGACUGUCAAAGAAAAUGCUGACCAAAACGACUUGAGAAGAAAGAGUAACUUCACAUUUUACACAACCCCAUCAGCUGUUACAGAGGUACCUUAUGUACUGAAAAAUCUAUCAGGGCGCAGGGAAAGAGCACAAGAUAUAAGCUCUCAGUUACUUCAGGGCACUAACUUCUUGGACAGUGAGCAUCAGGUCUUCCUUAUGGUGUUAGGUGAUAUUGUCCUUUGGGAGCUGCUGGCUGGACCACUUGAGUGGAUGGUUGAUGACAGUCUCUAUGAAUACCUUGACUUUGUGGAUGCUGCUGAUAGAUAUGAGAACCUUUGGAUCUGGAGCUACUUGGGAGCAUCUGUGGGUGUCUGCAGCACUGCAAUAUUUGUGGAUCAACUGAAUUGCUUUCUGAGUACUAAUAUUCCACGUUUUGCCAUGCAUUUUUAUGGCUAUGCCUUGUUCAUGACACUGACGUUACUUGUCAGUACCUUCUUUCCCAUUUAUGUGUCAGAAAAAAAAGAACAUGUCAAUAAAACAGUCAAAGCUUUGAACCUCAUUGGGAGUGACGGUCGAACCAUCCUGUGUGCUGUCACCAUCUUCCUCACAGGAGCUAUUGGCUCAACUGUGCAGAAUUUCCUUUUCUGGCAAAUGCAAGAUCAAGGCAGCCAUGAAUUAUUCAUGGGCCUCUCGGUGACUAUUGGACUAAUUGCUGAAAUCCUGCUCUAUAUCUUCAAAGGCAAACUGCUAAAGGCGCUCUCUGGUGGUGGCACAGUUGCCUUGGGAUUAAGUUGCAUGGCAGCACAACUGCUCUACUAUUCUUUCCUCUGGAAUUCCUGGGCUGUGCUGCCAAUCCAGGUCUUCUGCGCCUUCAGCAAUGGCGCGUUAUGGUGGGCAGUGAACAUGCUGACAGAUGACGUGGCCACUCCUGGCACAGAAAGGUCUCUGCACUUGGUCCUUCAAGGCCUCUCUCAUGGAUGUGGAGCCAGUUUAGGCAGCUUUGCAGGAGGGUUUGUUGUGAACAGCUUUGGUUUAGCAAUGCUCUACAGAGCAUGUUCCAUUACCUUAAUAUUGUGGCUAGUUUUGUUCUUGGUUGCUCAAUCUAAAUUACCACGACAUAAAAGGAUUAAUUAUUCCCGUCUCUUAGCUGCAGAUUCUAGUGAUAUGAGUGAUUCUGAUUAUGAUGAAGAGAAAGAAAGGGACUGGCUUGUAAAAGCUAUGAAAGAUGACAACUUUACUAGGAAUUGGUAACUAAGACUGGAUUUCAACAGUCCACUGCUUCAUCAGAAAGUAGACUACGGAGAAUUAGGGUGAAGUUUUUAGAAAUAAUCCAGACCGGAUCUGUAAGAAUGUAUUCUAUUGGCAAGUCAAUUUUAUGAUGUACAUAUUUGCUCAGGAAAUUAUUAUAAAGAUUUUAUAAAUAUUUUAUUUUCUUAAGAUUAAUUUAUUGUACAUAUUUAUAACAAGUCUGCUUUUCUAAAAUGUUCAUUUUCAAAACUAGGGGCUUUCAACAGAAAUAUUCUGGAGGUUUUUUUCCCUUGAUGAGAAUUGGCUUUACAGAGACUGAUCAUUUUUCUAAACACAGAAUUCUUGUUUAAUUAUUCUUACUUUUAAUCACAAUUAGUUACUUUAAAAAUGUUCUCCUUGUUUUUCUUUUUUAAAAUUAAAGGUCAUUACAGAUAUUUCAGUAUUUUGAAAACUGAGCUGAAAUUCUAAGGCACCAUUUAAUUCUUUAGAAUGGCAUUUUUUCUUAAAUCUACAGGAUACAUUUGAUCUAAUGUUUAAAAUAUUCAUAUAUUAAAAUGUUUCCCCCCAAUAGUUGAAAUAUGACCAUAAGACCCUCACAAAUGAUACAUUAGGGGUAUAAAUUAGAAUGGUCACUUACUUCCUGUUCAAAUGGAAAACAAACAUGCAUAGCAUUUGCACAUGCAAAUUUAUAUUGAUAUAUUGCAAAUCUAGAGAUAAAUAAAAAUAUAUCUCACCAUAAUGAAGGAGCCUGCUACUUAGGUGCUGAUGAUUUUAGCUGCUACUUUCCCUUUUUGUUGUCUUUUAAACCAGAUUUGGCCUCCAAAUAGAAGUUUCUUCUCUAUAAAAUGUGGUCACACAAGCAGUUUAUAGGUGGCUUUAGCAUUCUAUCUUGCAUUAAUAAUAUUUAGAAUUCUUAUGUUUCUAUACAUCUUCAGGAUAUAUGGAAAAUAUUAUUUUGGGUUUUUUUCUGUAUGUUUUAUUCUUCCAGUAUAAAAUAUGACCUUUUGUAAAUAUCAGCGAUUUUGUCUAAAUAUACAAUGGUAAUACAAUCUGGUUUAACAGAUUCUUUUUUCAGAACAAGAAGGCAAUAAUAAUAAACUGCUUUGAGGGCUACAGUCUCACAGUAAAGCAUCUGAUUCCCAACACGUUUAUUUAGAAAAUGCACUAUUAACAAUUAUUGCCUUUGUAUGUACAAUUACUGAAGAAUGGGCUAAAGUUUCAGAAGAAUGUUGUAAGAAUCAUGG
Notechis scutatus (mainland tiger snake) is the source of this 3317-nucleotide messenger RNA. NCBI's taxonomy places the organism in Eukaryota, Metazoa, Chordata, Lepidosauria, Squamata, Elapidae. The record is from RefSeq and is a predicted model, not a curated record.